UAGCGCUCGCCGGACUGACGUUCCUAUCGCGAGGUUAUCACAUUAGCUUGGUUAGUUAGCUAGCCGCGAAAAGCUUGACUGUGUACCCCCAGUUUAUAAAUUUAGUCUUCUUGAAGCGCUGAAAGGACUACGCAUUGCUGUUUGAUUGUUUUCUUCUCACGCCUGCAAGAAAGGAUAAUCGCCGGACCUUGUGUUUGCACGUAUCCCAAUGAUGAGUUAUGCUGAAAAGCCAGAAGACAUCACAAAAGAAGAGUGGAUGGACAAAUUAAACAAUGUUCAUAUACAGAGGGCGGACAUGAAUCGACUCAUUAUGAAUUACCUGGUGACAGAGGGAUUCAAAGAGGCUGCGGAGAAGUUUCGGAUGGAGUCUGGGAUCGAGCCAAGUGUGGACCUGGACUCUUUGGAUGAAAGGAUAAAGAUUAGAGAGAUGAUCCUGAAGGGACAGAUACAGGAGGCUAUUGCACUCAUCAACAGCUUGCACCCGGAGCUGCUUGAUACCAAUCGAUACUUGUAUUUUCAUCUGCAGCAGCAACAUUUGAUUGAAUUAAUCAGGCUAAGGGAGACUGAGUCAGCGCUGGAGUUUGCCCAGACACAGCUGGCCGAGCAGGGGGAGGAGAGCCGCGAGUGUCUGACAGAGAUGGAGAGAACAUUAGCCCUCCUGGCCUUUGACAACCCAGAAGAGUCUCCCUUUGGAGACCUGCUCAACAUGAUGCAGCGGCAAAAGGUGUGGAGCGAGGUGAACCAAGCUGUGCUGGACUAUGAAAACAGAGAGUCGACGCCCAAGUUGGCUAAACUGCUGAAGUUACUGCUGUGGGCACAGAAUGAGCUGGACCAGAAGAAGGUGAAAUAUCCCAAAAUGACUGACCUUAGCACGGGCACCAUUGAGGACCCCAAGUGAACAUAACAGAUGAGAACAACCACCUUCCACGUCCCCUUAAUUUAUGAUCAGCCAGUGACUGUGUGACAACCAGGUAACAUAUAUGUAUAAACAAAUGCUACAUUGUUUUUUCAUGUUUCAUUCAUGAGAGGUAAGACUUAACCCAUUGUGCAAACUGUAAAAUUGCUGUAUCUGCAAAUUGACAGAAAUUGUUUAAUUUAAAUACUGUUCUUGGAUUUUUAGAGAGAUCUCGGAUACGACAAAAUUCAAAUUGCUGUUUUAUAUUUUGUCUUUCUAAAAAGCCCGAGCCAGUAGUAUUAUUUAUUGUGACGAUUUUCCCCACCAGGACUUCAUUUUGCCCGGAAGAGAGCUGAUGGUUUAAGUGAACAGUGUUAAUGCUGUGGUGUUUGUGCAGUCAAACGCUGGGCUCCCCAGAAUGGAGGGGAGAACAACUGUGAUGGUUUAAACUCUGAAACAGCUGACUCACAGUUGCCGUAUGUUUAGAUUGAGAUGACAUACUGCAUGAGUGUAGAUUGUUUCAAUUCAGAAAUAAGUUUAAAAUUUCAUACACAAAUUGUGAGUAUUUUUCAAUUAAAGACACACUUUAUUAAUGUAUAAUGUAUACUUUUACUUAAUAGAAUAUUUAAUGAUUUUAUUUAGUAUGAUGUUUGAUGAUUUGCUAUAGAAUCAACCACUUGCAUUCUAUACCUUGAAAUGUGAUUGUAUCCUUCCAGUAUGUCCAUGGGAUGAACUGCCUUGCAAAAUAAUCAUUUCACACAUGUUUGAGAGGCUUAAAUACGUCCCGACUGACCACUGGAAAUCAGAGAUGGCUUUUUGGAACGAGUUUAGUAUGCACUGCCUGCAGCAUGAUCCAAAUGGUUUGGUUUUAUGCAGAAAAGGUUUGAAGUUAGAACGAUGUUCUGCCUUUCCCAUUGAUGGAGGGAGGAUUUAUACGCUGUGUGUGAGAAAGGGCUGCUCUGAUCAAGAAAUCAAGAAAUGGAGGAUCAGGCCAUGAACGCUCCAAAAACUGUCAUAUUUAAAACCUGUUCUAGCAGAUCCUUUUUGUUCGUUGGCUUUGUUUUGGUAAUUAAUGGCAAUGAUCAAAAACGUUGAAAUUUUGAAUCUGAACAGUCAUUUCUUAAGUCACAGAACUUGCUGUCCAUUUCGCCACUUUUAAAGCUGUUAGUAUUUUCACUUUAACUGCAUGUGAGUGUAACUUUUUUUCUUUUGGGGAAAGGCACUUGUGCUUGUUUAUUUUAUUUGGUUUGUUUACUUUUAUACAUAUAAAAAAACAAACUUGCUGCUAGUUGUUCAUCCUUAAUUUCUGUUAAGGUUGUAUUGUCUUUAUAGAUAUUGGCUUUGACAAACAUUGAGACCCAGAGAGAUCACAUCCCUUUUAUUAUUCAACAUUUUUAAGAUCAGAUUUGCAAUUAUUAAAAUAAACAAAACUUUUGUGAACCAUA
This is a messenger RNA of Scatophagus argus, 2340 nucleotides long. Its product is annotated as glucose-induced degradation protein 8-B homolog. The transcript has 5 exons. The coding region runs from base 209 to 898 and encodes 229 amino acids. Gene Ontology annotation, biological process: proteasome-mediated ubiquitin-dependent protein catabolic process; positive regulation of canonical Wnt signaling pathway. The record is from RefSeq and is a predicted model, not a curated record. Gene Ontology annotation, cellular component: cytoplasm; nucleus. Gene Ontology annotation, molecular function: protein binding. NCBI's taxonomy places the organism in Eukaryota, Metazoa, Chordata, Actinopteri, Scatophagidae.